AGAACAUGGGACUGUGACAAAGCGUUUUUUCAUCUUUGCUGAUUUUUACAAUCGUGUGACGUGUGUUUAUUAUCUUUUCAAACACGCGUAGCGACCAGUCAGCGCUAUUUCUCUCUCUUUCUAAUUACUAUUUUAACAUCCACUGUUUUGACGCUUGAAUUACUUCUAUUUCGAUCGCCGUUCGAUCUUUAUAGUGAUCUUUAGGUAGUUUGCCGUGCACAUUUGUCGCAGUCUGUCAAACGUUCAAAGUGGGAGCCUUGAAAUUCCGGAUUAUCGACCGUUUCGUUCACUCGCUCGCUCCUUCUCUAAUCACCUUUGUACUCUCGGCGAUCAUCCACGAAUUGCCGAGACGCGUAGCGGUGGGUCUCGAGACAGUAGAGGUAUUAUCGGGUCCUUCGCGCCAUAUCGUAAUGACUCGUCGGCGCACGCAACAUUAACUGCUCCCCGGCAAAGCGUCGUAUUCACGGACGUGAAACUCGUGCCCGCCGACGAGCUGCACGCCGCUCAAUCGGCUCAAUUCGCUCCCGACAGUCUGCUGCCGCGCUAUGACUGUUGAGUCUCGCGUGACGGACGUGACCGUUCCCGAUUCUUUGUCUGCGUCAAUCAUCUUUUUAUCCCGUCAUCAUCGUCGGUGGUCUACCGUCGUUUCGUCCGUCGAAUAAAACAUGAGCGUGAGACGUCGAAAGCUGAGAACUGAAAAUGAAGAGGAGCGCGAUAAUGAAUUGGCAUCCUACCAGAAGAAAAUCAUCAGUCAGCCUGGAAAGAAAUACUUCACCAUGCUAGUAGUACUUGGUACAUUGUUCCUAGGUUACGUAGCCAUAGCGAAUGACUUAAAGCCCAUCAGAAUAGGCAGUAAGGCUAUUGAUACCCUAGCACUUUCAUUUAAUUUACAAAAACCGUUCUACGUGGUCGUCAUCGAUGCUGGAUCUACUGGUAGCCGCGUAUUAGCGUUUAGCUUUCAUGAGUCCAUUCUCAAUGGCAAUUUAGUGCUUGAUAAUGAAUUAUUCAAAGAAAUAAAACCUGGCUUGAGCUCGUUUGCCGACAAACCGGAGGAUGCCGCAAAGUCUCUAACUACACUUCUGAACGAGGCGAAGGCGGUGAUUCCACAGUCGGAAUGGCCUCGUACGCUGCUGACGAUGAAGGCCACGGCAGGGCUGAGGUUGUUGCCGGAGCAUAAAGCCAACGGCAUACUAGAGGAGUGCAGAAAGUUGUUCCAAACAUCCGGAUUCCAGAUCGCGAGAAAUUCUAUCUCUGUAAUGGAAGGCACAGACGAGGGAAUCUUUUCCUGGUUCACCGUCAAUUUCCUACUGGACCGCUUUAACUCACUAAGCUCUCAGACUACCGUGGCUGCGUUGGAUCUCGGCGGUGGUUCUACGCAAGUUACGUUUCAACCGGACAGCGUCCAGGCGAAAAAAUUGGAAAAACAUGUUUACUCCAUCAAUGUAUUCAAUCACAACAUGAGUCUGUACACGCACAGUUACUUAGGCAUGGGUCUAAUGGCCGCCAGAAAGGCGAUUUUGACUUAUAACAUGAAUCUUGAGGAUACAAAUCUCAAAGUUCCCAUAGAGAUACAUUCCGAGUGCAUCAAUCCGAUCGUGUCUACUGAGUGGUCUUACCAAGAGCGUGAUUACAUUGUAAAAGGUCCAAUAAAUGGCACAUACAAAUUAGUUAAAACACAAAAUUUUGCUGGCGGAGAUGAGAACAAGCCGAUUGUACGCUUUGCGGAAUGUUUAAAGAUUAUUGAGAAAUAUGUUGGUACUCUCACAGAAAAACCAAUAGGUUUGAAGGAUCACGAAGUAUACGCGUUUUCGUACUACUUUGAACGUGCGACUGAGGUAGCAUUAAUAGAUCCAUUUUUGGGCGGAAUGGUGCAUUUGAAUUCAUUUUUUAAACAAGCCAUGGAGACGUGCGACUAUCCAAACACAGAUCAGCCGUUCAUGUGCUUAGAUUUGACAUUUAUUUAUGUUCUGCUAAGAGACGGAUUUGGUUUGGAACCGUCGACUAAGCUAUAUCUUUAUAAGAGGAUCAAUGGCCAUGAAUUAAGUUGGGCAUUGGGAGCAGCGUUCAAUGUUCUCCAAAAUGGACUUUGACAUUUUAUUGUUCUAUUAUCGUUAGUUGAGUUUUAUUCUAAAUUUGUAAUUGAAAAGACAAAGCGGAGGAACAUACAGUUAAAGAAAAAGGAAUAUGUAAAAAUAUAUCUUUACAUUUUUGUAUAAACAAACUUUGGAUUUAAUGAAACAUUUGAUAAUUACUGACGCUCACCGCACAAUUGCCUAAUCGUACAAUUGUCUAAACAUCUCUCUUACAAUUUAAAGGAAAGCAGUAUUUAAUGUAUGCUUUUAGAUAUGAGUAUAAUAUAUUUUUAUCUGAAAAUGUCACAUUAUCUUAUCUUACGGGAAACAUACCGUUACAUAUU
Molecule: messenger RNA, 2416 nt
Organism: Mycetomoellerius zeteki
Lineage: Eukaryota; Metazoa; Arthropoda; Insecta; Hymenoptera; Formicidae
Product: ectonucleoside triphosphate diphosphohydrolase 5
Exons: 4
Coding region: 666-2090 (474 amino acids)
Molecular function (GO): hydrolase activity
Source: RefSeq, a predicted model, not a curated record